This is a messenger RNA of Saccoglossus kowalevskii, 1035 nucleotides long. RefSeq lists its product as uncharacterized. The record is from RefSeq and is a predicted model, not a curated record. Lineage: Eukaryota; Metazoa; Hemichordata; Enteropneusta; Harrimaniidae.
CACAACUGUGUACUGUUGUUCUUGACGCCACGGUUACUAAAAAAGUAACCGUGUUGACGCCUACUAUAGUUCUUGAAGGGUAUGUAUAUGGGUAUUGAAGUUUGAACUAUCGUGUCCUGAUUGCUGUGGUAUCAUGAAAGUAAUUUAAACGUUGUCUAUAUUCGGUCCUGUAUAAGGAGUGCACAAGUUAAUUAAAAAACAUGUCUACUGCAAAGUCACGAAGUGGCACUGCACAGAGCCAGCGUGGAUCAUCAGUUGCCUCAAUGGGAUUGGCUGCCAAUUUUAUUAAGAAUCUCCGGAAAAAGAAAAAGGGAAAACUUCAAGCUAUCAAAGAAAAGGAUUCUGAUGACUCUGACCAAUCUGAGAACUCAGAUACAGAAGACAAACAAUUGUAUAGUCGACAACGAUAUAACUAUGACCCUCCAGAUGAUCCACAGGUAGCUGCUAACAUUGCUAUGAUGAUUAAAUACAUACAAGAUACUGAAUUAGAAAUUGUUAUGUCACAGCUAUGCCAGUCAUUGCUGAAUAGACCAGAAUUACCAUACAAUCCAUAUCCAGGUUUUGUAAGAAGACUACGACGUCAUUCUGAAAAAUUUCACAUGCACAUGCGAGAUUCCCAAAGUAUUAUAUCCUUAUUAGACAAUGGUGCUGAUGCUACUAGUAUCGGGCAUGUAUGGAGCAGUAAAUCCAAACCCCAGAUAUUUGGCUUACAUGAUAUGGUACAAGCUGUAGAUCCAAGAUCAUUACAGAAAUACAUAUGGUUAAUCAAUGAUCUGACACCAGAUACUAGUACUAUUUACAAUAAAGAUGAUUAUUCUGUUCAAGUGCUGGUAUCCUUGGUAGGACCUGCUGUAUUCACUGGUACUUACUAUGAUGACCCAAUUACUGUCAAUAUUCGGGUUGAGUAUCUUAUUUUUGGUCCUGAUCUCAACAGAGGUGCACAGCUUUUUAUUGAACUACUCUUAGAGGACAUGAACAACUCAAUGUUCAAACAGACACCACAUGUAUUUCUAGGUAAGUACACUUAAUAUACAC